This is a messenger RNA of Girardinichthys multiradiatus, 1654 nucleotides long. Its product is annotated as alpha-N-acetylgalactosaminide alpha-2,6-sialyltransferase 1-like. The record is from RefSeq and is a predicted model, not a curated record. NCBI's taxonomy places the organism in Eukaryota, Metazoa, Chordata, Actinopteri, Cyprinodontiformes, Goodeidae. Gene Ontology annotation, molecular function: sialyltransferase activity. The coding region runs from base 103 to 1419 and encodes 438 amino acids. The transcript is spliced from 9 exons.
GAGUGGCUGCUCUGUUAAAAGCCGCUGUGAAACAUCCUCUAUAAAACAUUUUGUCAUUAGCUGGAUCUUUGUCCACAUUUAACACACCUACUCUGCUCAGGAAUGGCACAUCAAACAAUGUUACUGUUUUCUUUUUUUUUGGUGACAUUACUCAGCAUUAUUCUUUUCAUGGUGUCUCACGGAAAUUUACCAGGAAGUAUCAGAUACAGAUGGAAGGCUAUGUUAAGAAUAAACAGAUUCAGAGGAGGACACAGCUUCUAUGAACUUGAAAGAUUACAGCAAAAUGAAGGAAACAUGACCCCAUCGAGUAAAACAACUGCUGCAAUAUCAACAAAGGAUUUGGUUACAAUGAAUGAGAUUAAAUUGUCUCCAGCUGAAUAUCCGAUUCCCAUUAUCCACAAAAGCUCCUUCAAAAAGCUUCCUCAGUGGAGUUUUGAGGAUAUUUAUAACUUGGAUGCUCCACCAAGACCUGCGACAUGUGCCCAGUCUCUGCACAACUCCGAAGACCAGGACUUCCAGAAAGCUUUCCUUCCCAACAUACGUAUGUUUCUGCACAAAGACAACAUCAACAUGAGAGAGUGGAACAGGCUUUCACAUUUCAACAAUCCUUUUGGCUUUAUGGAAAUGAAGUAUGAGGAUGUAAUACCUGCAUUGAAGCUGAUCCCAAAGCCAAAAGAACCACUCCUCCCAAAACCAGGUGGGGAUGGCUGUGUACGCUGUGCUGUGGUUGGAACUGGAGGCAUCUUGAACGGCUCAAAAAUGGGAGCUGAGAUUGAUUCUCAUGACUACAUCUUUCGGAUGAAUGGUGCGGUGAUCGAAGGGUAUGAGGAAGACGUGGGUAACAGGACAUCGGUGUAUGUUCACACAUCUUACUCAAUAACUGCUUCGCUUUAUUUAUUCAAGAAGUACGGAUACAAAUCCGCUCCUCACGAUGAGGGUAUAAAGUACGUCAUGAUUCCUGAGGGGAUGAGGGAUUACCUGUGGCUCAACGCUCUUUUUAAAGGGGAAAAGGCAUCUAAAAAGGACCCCAGAACCUACUAUUCAGGACAAUUCAGUGAGAACCACUUCUAUGUUCUGCACCAGGACUUUCUGCGAUAUGUACGAAACCGGUUUUUAAAAUCAAGCAAUCUUAACCAAGGACUCUGGCCAAUUGUUCGACCAACCAAUGGGGCAUUUGCUAUCUUUACUGCUCUGCACGCUUGUGACACAGUGAGUGCAUAUGGAUUCAUGACAGAAGACUACAGAAAAUACUCCAACUACUAUGCUGAGAAGUACGACAAAACCAACAUAGUUUUGUACGCCAACCAUGACUAUAUUCUGGAGAAGAAUUUAUGGAAGAGCCUUCAUGACAAGAAAAUUAUAAAGCUGUUUCAAAGAACUGGAUCACAAGAUGAGAUCGAGAUGUCAAAGCGGGCCUGAAACACAGACAAUUACAGUUAAAGCAUCGAGAUAUAAAGCAAACCAUUGAAACCAUGUUAUAGAAACAACACAUUCAGAGGUUAAUUAACUCUGCUAUAUUUCUUAUUUUUAUGAUGAAUGAUAUAACUGUGAAAUGUACAUACAAGUCAAGAUUUUUGAUAUUAAUGCUGCAGACAGCAUUAAGAAAAACUGACAUUGUGUAACUCCAGAUUAAAUUAUUAUUAUAUUUAUUUCA